Molecule: messenger RNA, 2667 nt
Organism: Hippocampus comes (tiger tail seahorse)
Lineage: Eukaryota; Metazoa; Chordata; Actinopteri; Syngnathiformes; Syngnathidae
Product: protocadherin gamma-A3-like
Exons: 1
Coding region: 176-2629 (817 amino acids)
Biological process (GO): homophilic cell-cell adhesion
Cellular component (GO): plasma membrane
Molecular function (GO): calcium ion binding
Source: RefSeq, a predicted model, not a curated record
AUUUGUUGGUGCUGAAUGAUGCAUUGCAGCUCCCCCCUCUUUCGUGCCAUUUGGUAAAAAAGAGCUUCGCGUGAACAACGUAUAACGCUUGAUCUAAAUAAGGCCGAAAUAAUCGCGCCUGCUUGUUAGUCAUUUUUUUGACCGGUUUACAUUAUUGGAACAUUUUUACUUUCAUAUGGAGUCGAAAGAUAUUCAUCCAUGUCGAAGGGGAAUAAGGCGACGAUUGGCCUGCCUCUUUGUCUUUUGGUGUUUUUUUCUAAAUGGAAUGCAGGCGCAAAUCCGCUACUCGAUUCCAGAGGAGAUGAAAAAAGGCUCGCUCGUUGGAAAUGUGGCCCAAGACCUCGGUUUGGAUCUGAAAAGACUCCGUUCUGGGCGCGCCCGCAUCGUGACCGGCGAGAACGUCCAGUACGCCGAGCUGAGGGCGGACAAAGGGCUUCUGGUUGUCCAUGAGAGGAUAGAUCGAGAGCAGCUGUGUGGAGACGUGACGCCGUGCAGCUUCACCUUUGAGAUUUUAUUGGAAAACCCCAUGGAAUUGCAUCCGGUAACCAUCGAAGUGUUAGACGUGAAUGAUAACGCUCCCACUUUUAAAAACAAUCAUUUGCGAUUUGAAAUAAGCGAGUCUGCUGUACUUGGCUCUCGUUUUGUUUUGGAAAGUGCACAUGAUGCUGACGUGGGUACAAAUGGUGUGCAGAGCUACAUUUUAACACCGACUGAUAAUUUUGUUUUAAAACAACACGCCAGUCCAGGCGGGAAAAAACAUGCCGAAAUUGUGCUUCAGAAAGCCUUAGACCGAGAAGAACAGCCGCGACUCUCAUUAAAAUUAGUUGCUGUGGACGGGGGAAAUCCGCAGAGAUCAGGUACAGUUAAUAUAGAAAUUGUCAUUUUAGAUGCGAACGAUAAUGCUCCCGUCUUCAAUCAAACUUUGUAUGAAGCUAAAGUGAUUGAAAAUGCACCAAAAGGAACCACCAUUUUGACUGUGAAUGCCACCGAUGCUGACAGCGGUUCAUAUGGAAAAGUAACAUACUCAUUUUCAAAAUCAAAUGCGGAAGUAGCAGAUUUAUUUCAUAUAAACGAAAUAACAGGAGUUAUUUCAAUAUCAAAACAAAUAGAUUAUGAAAAGGAAAAAACAGUUGAAUUUAUGGUUGAAGCAAAAGAUCAAGGUGGCCUGAGCGAGUCUGCAAAAGUCGAAAUAGAAGUCAUGGAUUUAAAUGAUAAUGUUCCUGUCAUCAACGUAAUGUCCUUCACAAGUCCUGUCUCUGAAAACUCCGCCACCGGAACUACAAUUGGUAUAGUGAAUGUAAAGGAUCAAGAUUCUGGAGAAAAUGGUCACGUUUUGUGCGCGAUUGAAGGCCGCGUUCCAUUUAAAAUUAAAUCCAAUGUGAGGAAUUAUUUUGCAUUGAUCACCGAUGCUGACUUAGAUCGUGAAAGUGUGUCAGAAUACAACAUCACGGUUGUUGCGUCAGACGCAGGAUCGCCUCCCCUUUCCAGUAAACAGACUUUUAAUUUGAAAGUGUCAGACGUGAAUGACAACGCUCCAGUGUUUCCGGUCAGCAUUUAUAGUGCAAACGUUGCAGAGAACAACUCACCAGGUGUUUCUGUACUCAGCGUCAGUGCCAAAGACCCAGAUGAAAACCAGAACGCUCGGGUCUCCUACAUGUUGGAGCAGAGUGAAAUCGGAGGAAGAUCGAUUAGUGAAUUUGUGUCUGUGAAUGCAGAAAGCGGAGUUAUUAGUGCAGCUCGCUCAUAUGACUAUGAGCAGAUCAAAGAGCUGAUAUUUAUUGUCAGAGCGCAGGAUGGCGGCUCCCCUCCGCUCAGCAGCAACGUGAGCGUUCGCAUCCUAAUCCAGGACCAGAACGACAACGCCCCUCAGGUCCUGUACCCGGUGCAGACGGGCGGCUCGCUGCUGGCCGAAAUGGUGCCUCGUUCGGCCGAUGUAGGCUAUCUGGUCACUAAAGUGGUGGCCGUGGAUGUGGACUCUGGCCAGAACGCCUGGCUCUCCUAUAAAGUGCACAAAGCCACCGACAGGGCGCUGUUUGAAGUGGGCCUCCACAACGGAGAAAUCCGAACUGUCCGCCAAGUGACUGACAAAGAUGCUGUCAAACAAAGGCUGACUGUUGUCGUGGAGGACAACGGGCGGCCCUCUCGCUCAGCUACGGUCAUUGUGAAUGUGGCGGUGGCCGACAGCUUCCCUCAAGUGCUGUCAGAGUUCACUGACUUGAGCAUGCACGACAAGGAGUACAAUGAGCAGCUGACUUUUUACUUAGUCUUGGCGCUGGCGGUGGUGUCCUUCCUCUUCAUCACUUGCUUGCUGCUUAUCAUAUCAGUCAAAGUGUACCGGUGGAGACAGUCUCGCGUCCUGUCCCACUCCAACCUGCCAGUCAUUCCGUAUUAUCCGCCUCGAUACUCGGAUACUUUGGGAACGGGGACCCUCCCACACGUGUACAAUUACGAGGUGUGCAGGACCACCGACUCCAGAAAAAGUGACAUGAAGAAUAUGCAAGCCAUGAGUCAAAGUUUAGUGAGUGUAAAUGGAGCUGAAGCUGACAUGCCGCAUGUGAAUAAGGAGCUGUCAGGAAACCUUUCACAGAUGUCAACGUUGGUGAGUGAAUGGCCUUCUUUUUUUAUCUGAUUAUUUGAUUACAAUUUACAGGGUUUAUGAAAAACAGA